This is a messenger RNA of Cotesia glomerata, 1255 nucleotides long. RefSeq lists its product as uncharacterized. The transcript is spliced from 2 exons. Lineage: Eukaryota; Metazoa; Arthropoda; Insecta; Hymenoptera; Braconidae. The record is from RefSeq and is a predicted model, not a curated record. Bases 12 to 503 code for a protein of 163 amino acids.
UUGAAGCUCAAAUGCCUCAAGAACUGGUCAAAAAAUUCAUUGCUACAUAUGAGUCUAGUACAACUCCGUCUACUGAAAUUUUAUUAUACAGCAUUUGGAAAAAUUUCAAGGAUUUAAUAAUUUCAAAUCCAAUAGAAGAUCAAUCUAUAAUCGAAGAAAUUAACCAGACGUCGUUAGAAAAUUCAGUUGUGUCGCCACAGGAUGACUAUGAAAUCCAAUUUGAUGGUUCACUGAAUGUGAUUGACGAACAAGAUUUAUUAGAUCAGUACUCUAUAAUCCCUAGUUCGUCAAUUAAUGACAGCAACUUGGAGGACAAUAUGAUUAUUAGCAGUUCGUUGAUCGAAUCAUCUACUGGAUUAGAACCAAUAAUUAAUCGUCAUAAUUAUAACAAUAGCAAUGACAGUAUGGCGUUAGUCACCGAUUUUGAUAUGAGUAUUGAUGAUAGUAACUUAUCAAAAAACAAUACUUCUCAUAAUAAUACCGAAAAUAUUAAUGUCAGUUGAUACAUGGUCUUAUGACGAAACAAACAAUAAUAAUUUGUUAAGUAAAAGUUUACAAGUUGAUGUGAGUGAUAAAUGGGAUAAACAUUUACAUUAUCCUAAAAUUGAUAAUAAAUCAAAAAACAAAUCUAAUAAAACAGAUCAAGUCUACGCCAUAUCAUCACACAAGUUUGAAGAAUUUGAAAGGAAAAAAUUAGAACUCGGAAUUAGGGAAAAGGAAAUAAAAUUACAACGGCAAGCCGAACGUGAUAUUAAGAAGGUUGAAAAAGAGAAAGCUCGUAUUGAGAGAGAAAAAAAAGAAGAGCGGUUAUUAAAAAAUAAGAUUUUAGAAGAUGAAAGAUUGAAAAAGCGUGAACAAAGGGAAGAAGAACAACGUAAAAAACAAAAGGAAAAUGCAAAACCAAAAACUAGAAAGGAAUUAGAAAAUUUCACUGCACCUAACAAGAAACGAGGUGCGUUACCAAAAAAACGUUGCCAAAGACCUGUGAUUGAUUCAGAUAGUGACUAACGUGUUAAUUUUUGUUAAGAUUAUUUAUAAUUUAAAGAUAAAAAUUCAAAGAAUUAAAAAAAAAUGCUAUUCUAAAUAAAAAAUAAUUAUAACUUGUAAGUCGCAUAAAUGUGAUACUACUGUUCAAUAUUUGGAACAUGACUGGUCAAUAUUAAGUGUUAAGUGUUCAAUAUAAGGAGCAAUCGGCUGUAACUUCUUUUAUUAUAAUUUUAAGUUAAUUAUUAAAUACUACAGUAAAAAAAGCAUU